CUCAUCCCUUGUCUUCCUUAAUCCCCAAUCCAAUCCUCAUCACCUGCAAAUCACCCAGAAGAAACCCCCAAUAUGAACCCCCUCAUAAUCGCAAUCCUUCGCGGCUUCCAGUUCAUCUUCUCCAUAAUCGUCCUCGGCAUCUCCAUCUCCCUCGCCAAAGGCCAACGCAUCGGUUCCGUCCCCGCCUCAACCGGCUACGCAGCAUUCACAGGCGGCCUAGGCACCCUCGCCUCCCUCAUCGGCAUCGCAGGGGUAUUCAUCGAGUCGCUACAAACACUCAUAACAUGGGCUGUUGAUGGGUUAGCGGGAGUGGCGUUUGUAGCUGGGGGGAUUACAUACGCCAUCCUCCUCCGCGGAACUAGCUGCUCCAAUAUCCUAACUAUAUGGGAUAAUACUAUCAUCAGCGGUGGAUGUCGUAAGGUUGACAAGGAGAAAGUGUGUUGGUCUACGCCUGGCGAAGCGAAGAGUCGGUGUACGUCUGCGCAGGCGGACGCGGCGUUUAUGUUCUUGGGAUUUGUGGUUUGUGUGGGGGUUUGUGGGAUGGGGGUUUUGAGGAGGAGGAAGGGUGGGGUAGGGUUUGUUUGA
This is a messenger RNA of Aspergillus sclerotioniger CBS 115572, 585 nucleotides long. RefSeq names its product MARVEL domain-containing protein. Bases 73 to 585 code for a protein of 170 amino acids. Lineage: Eukaryota; Fungi; Ascomycota; Eurotiomycetes; Eurotiales; Aspergillaceae. Gene Ontology annotation, biological process: protein localization to plasma membrane; eisosome assembly. Gene Ontology annotation, cellular component: eisosome; plasma membrane. The record is from RefSeq and is a predicted model, not a curated record. The transcript is spliced from 3 exons.